GCAUGGAUCUAUCAAAGUGGCAGAUUUCAAAUCAAGCUGGAGGAAUGGACUGGCUUUUUUAGCUAUCAUCCAUGCCUUAAGACCAGAUUUAGUUGACAUGGACAGAGCAAAGGGUAGAGCCAACAAAGAAAAUUUGAAGGAGGCUUUUAAAAUUGCAGAACAUGAAUUAAAUAUUCCAAGACUUCUUGAACCUGAAGAUGUCGAUGUUAUCAGUCCAGAUGAAAAAUCUAUCAUGACUUAUGUGGCUCAGUUUCUGCAGUAUUCCAGAAGUUUACCUGUGGCUGAAGAAGACAUGCAGGGAAAAGUAAAAGAGGCCUUGAGCUGGCUGACCACACAAGAGAAGAAGUUAACAAAGUUGUUGGUUGAUACAGAAAAUGAAACAUGCUAUAGAAAAUUUCAAGAAAUGCUGUCAUUUAUGGAAUUGUUUAAUGAAGAGAAAAGACCCUUUCUGCCAGUGUUGUCUUCAAAAAGAAGUGUGCCUGAGCUAAAUGAAGAUCUGAAAUGGAUGAGAGCAGCAUGGGAUAACCUAACCUCCCAGAUUAAUGAAUGGAAAACAAAGCUGGACCGUGCACUACCCCCACCGCUAGACAGCAUCGAGGUCUGGCUCCAAGAGGUAGAACAUCUGCUGGCAGAAGGUUUACCUGAUUCGCAGGAUCACUGUAAAGCAAUGGCCCUCUUCAAAGAAAAAAUUAUCUUAUUUAAGGGCUUGAUGGAUUAUUUUGACUGUCACUUGGUCAGCCUUCAAUCCUUUGAGAAUAAAGAUGAGAAGGAUAUGCCACUGGUACCAACUGAGAAGCUAGAUGACAUGAAAAGAAGAUUCAGCAAUAUCCAGUCUUCAAACUUCAGCAUACUUCUAGAAUACCACUACUGCCUGUGCUCAGCUAUCUCAGAUGAAGUGACAUUAAAGUUAAAUAUCAGGGAUAUCAAAUAUGGGACUAAGGAAUCUGUGGAGUUGUUGCUGAGAGAUUGGCAUGAUUUUAUUGAAGAAAGGGGAGUCACAGCUCAACUAGAAACUGCUUUUCAAAUAUGUGAAGACAUGAAAAACAAAAACAUAAGCACGAAUGUCUUAGUUGGUGAUCCUCCAGACACUAGUAAACUAUUUAAGAUGGUAGACUCUAAGAUUUCUAUGUGCAGAGAAUAUAUUUACAAUGUAAACACUGUCCUACAAAAAGUUCUAUGUUCUUGGGCUACUUAUAUGGAGAACAUUCAUUUACUGAAGACAUGGUUGGAUGAAACACGAAAAGGACAUCUUAAAAAGGUCCCCACUGAGAUUCUGGCAGACUGGAACUCAGUGCAUGGUUCCUUAAAUGAAGCUGGAAACUUCUUAAUUGAAGUCAGCAAUGAGCAAGUGGGAUCAGAUAUUUCUAAAGAACUGAAAAAACUGAACACAAGAUGGGCUAAAUUUAUAAAGAGAACACAGUUUGAGAUGAGAUUACUGAGAAUGCAAGAAGAGCAAAAGAAGUCAGUUGUUGACAGUAAUGGAAAUUCUCAGUCUCCUGCCGAGGCAGUGCCAAAUGCACUCAGUGUUACAGCAGAUAUAUCAACGGAGGCUAGUAAGAAACACAUUCAGAAUGCAGAGCUUAGAGAAAAGGAUGCAGAUGUAACUGAACAGGCCACUGAGCUUCUGCCCAGAGUGGAGAAAAUGGAAGAGCUUCUCAAAGGAGUAGAAAACUGGGCCACAGAAACAGAAUGCCUUCUUGAGACGAUCAAACAUGAAGGAUGCGUGGGAAGCUCAACAGAACAAUCUUUACAGAUCCUAAUUGCCAGAAGGACCUUGUGCCAAGAACAAGUUGCUGCAGCAGAAGAAAUCUUGCAAGUUUUGACACGUAAUAUUUCAAGCCAGGUGUCCCUCCCGGAUUUUGAGACAGCUGGGCUACCGACACGAAUUAAAGAAGUCAGAGAGAGACUCCAGGCUGCCAUGAAUAACCUAGACCUUGUCUCACCCAAAUCUGAAGAGACUCUGUCAAAAAAGGAGGUCAUGAUCAAUUUUGAAAAAUCCCAGAAGGAGCUUGAAACAUCUAUUUUAAAAGCUAUGCAACUCAUUAGCCAAAAAGUGAGCCCUGAUGAGCACAUUUCAAAAAAUGAGGAAGCUUUUAGCAUUUUGGACACAGGAAUUCUUGAAAAUUUUUUGAAAGCAGCUGACCAAUUGAAAAAUAUUUCACCAGCUCAUGAAAAGUUAGCAGUGGAGGAAAGAUGCAAAGAUGUUCGUGAAAGAUGGGAGGCAGUUCAUCGUGAAAUCAUAUCAUGUAUUCAGUUCAUAAUGGAAAUUGAAAUAGGGAAAUUUAAUGCAACUUUUUCAAAACUCAGUAAGCAAAUAAAUAAAGAGAAGAAACUCCUUAGCAUGGGUAAAACCAAGGGACUUAUAAAAGAACACGAG
Terrapene triunguis (Three-toed box turtle) is the source of this 2377-nucleotide messenger RNA. RefSeq names its product nesprin-2-like. Gene Ontology annotation, molecular function: protein binding. The transcript has 16 exons. The annotation marks the transcript as partial. The record is from RefSeq and is a predicted model, not a curated record. NCBI's taxonomy places the organism in Eukaryota, Metazoa, Chordata, Testudines, Emydidae.